Molecule: messenger RNA, 1065 nt
Organism: Guillardia theta CCMP2712
Lineage: Eukaryota; Cryptophyceae; Pyrenomonadales; Geminigeraceae
Exons: 5
Coding region: 1-1065 (354 amino acids)
Biological process (GO): protein peptidyl-prolyl isomerization
Molecular function (GO): peptidyl-prolyl cis-trans isomerase activity; protein binding
Source: RefSeq, a predicted model, not a curated record
AUGCAGACACAGAGCAAUCAAGUAUAUGCACGCAUUCGGCCCUUGAGAGAGCACCAUGGUGAAGGUGCUUUGAGAGUGCCGAGGAGGGAUGCGCUCUUGGGCCUCGUCCCAGCAACCCUCUGGUUCUUGUCUUCCUUUGCCUUUUCCAAGGCUGCGAUUGCCAGGGAAGGGUUGGGAGAUGACGAGUUUUCUAUCGACUUCGGUCAGGGCCCUCUGGGUAUGGACUUGAUAGAAGUCCGAUUCCCGCAGGGAGUCCCGCGCGAGAAGCAAUCAUCUCGUAUCAUCGUCGAUGCUGUCAAGGCCGGAGGUCAGGCGGAGACGCUGGGGAAAGCGAAGAGACUUCGACCUCAGGUGUUGGUUGUGAGCAUCAACGGCAAGAACAUCGAAGGCAUGAGGGCCAGUGAUGCGCUGAAACUGCUGAGAGAGGAGAAGAAGAAGUCCGACGAGAACAACCAGGCGCUUCAGAUCGUGUUUCGAGAUCCCCUCAUCUUCAAGGAGAAGCUCUUGAACAUCAAGGAAGGAGGCGCCGUCUCUACACAGGUUGGAGUCCAGAGCUCAGAAGAGUUGGUGGUGAAAACGCUCAAGAUGCCUGAAGACUGUGGGGCUGUAAGAGCGCAGCAAGGAGACGUCUUGGAAGUGAAAUACACGGGCUAUCUUGCGGACACGAUGGAGGUCUUUGAUGGAAGUAGCAUCAACCAGAACGGAAAUUUCUUCGGUGACCAGUCACUGUACUUCGUUCUGAACCAAGGUCAGCGUCAAGCUCCUCGAGCAUGGGAAGUGGGUCUGCUGGGCAUGUGUAUCGGCGAGGAGAGGCGACUAGUCGUCCCUCCGUCCCUGGGGUAUGGCAGGGAAGGAGUUCCUAAGGGGAAGAUCGUACCGAAGCUUCCUGUCCCUCCCAAUGCCAAACUGAUCUACGAUGUGAAGCUGGUGGGUAUAAACGGGAUCAAUGUGAGAACAGACGACCCAACGUCUUUGGGCACGAGAGUUCCCUACGACUACAGGGACUGCAGGACCGUCAAUGGCGUCUCGACCUGCGGGCCGGACGUUGAGGGGAGGAGGUUGUAA